This is a messenger RNA of Prorocentrum cordatum, 2047 nucleotides long. The record is from the annotation of a GenBank genome assembly. NCBI's taxonomy places the organism in Eukaryota, Dinophyceae, Prorocentrales, Prorocentraceae.
CAAACAUAACAUCCAGAGCAGAGCAUGACAACAGAAGACGACGUACUUCCGCAGCCAUUUUGGUUCAAGCCAUUUUGACCUAAGCCGCGGUCUCUCGAGCGAUUCUUCUGUGCACCGCUCUCCGUCCACAUGACCCCGAUGCUGUGCCAUUUCAUAGGCUUUCUUAUUUCCAUACGUGCCCAAGGUCUGAAUCUGUUUGACGACCCGCCUGCACAGGACGAUGCCACUUGGCGCGAAACGACCGCCACGAGCACGACGGGCAAGGACGGGAAGCGCGUGGCCAUAGUUGUUGCAGGGUCUUUCAUUCGGUACAGCUUGAGUUCAACGUUGCACCAUCUCAUUCGGCCGCUCGUGGCCGAAGGACACCGAGCGGACUACUACGUCUCACUGACUUACCAGAGCAGUCCAGCAUACCAUCAGAAAGAUUGGUACAUGCAGCACUUGGCACUGGACCCUGGUCUUGAUGGCGCUUGUGGUGGCAAGACAUUGGAGUCCGACAUCAGCAUUUUCCUUAAUAACGUGACCGAUGAUUGCACCAGGAAGCAUGCGAUCUACAUUAAAAAUGCCACACAGAAACAUGGAGGGCGUGCGCGCAAGGUCGUCUUGAGGCAAAGGCUAAGCAUUGAUGAUAAUGAACUGGUGGCUGCAAAGCGUUCAGCUGCCGUAUCUAUGAAUCCCGGCGAAGACCCCGAUUUCAGGUUCCCCACUCUGGAUCUCCACACCGAUCGCACGCAAGUUGCUUCUGCCAAUCGCAACAUGCUCACGCUCUUUUUGAACUACCAGCAGUUGUGGGACGACGUUGUAAAGAGUGAAGAUGCAACGCAGCCGUACGACUACGUGAUGUUCCUCAGGGACGAUACUUUGUGGCUGAAAGAUUUCAGCCUGAAUCGUCUCGUCGAUCACGGCCCUGCUGAUCUUUAUGUUUUGUCUUGCGACGCCCGUUGGCCGCGUAUGUGGCGAGAAGAUAUGAAUGAUCAUGGAAGUGUGGUGUCUAGAAGAAAGGCUGAGCUGUUUGGUAAAUAUUUCACCCACUUGUUUCAUGCGAAUAUCACAGAAUGUAACAAGAAGAUCGUUUCGAUGUCCGGCGGAACGUUUGGUUGCAACAGCGAAAUGAUUCUGAAAAUGGUUGUGACGCAGGAUGGCGUGUCGACCAAAUUGGUGGGGCAGGGGCUGAUACCUUUCCAGCGAUCGGUGCAUGUGCAGAUGCCAGGAGGGGGCGUUGUCCCUUGUUUCCACAAGUACUGCAAGAGCCAUUCAGAUGGCCUGGAAUCUUUCGGAAUUGAGCGAUGCAAGCAUAUGAGAGCGUAGCAUCGGAGACGUGCGGUUCAGUGUGUAGGUGUUCGCAUACGCAGCGCCCUGUGAGCCACUUUCGUUGGAAUGCGUGUCUCCAUCGGUGCCUCGCACGCUUGGUGCGGGGACCCCUAGUGCGACAUAGUAGAAGACGACAUAUGAUACCAUGACAUACGUUGUUGAAUACAGAAGGGGCAGUUGUCGACCACCUAGGCGACCGCGCGCCGUCGGGAACAACCGCCUCAGGUUUCGGUGGGGCGGAGGGGGAUGUUAUGAGGAUGAAGCACGUCUCCACACAUGCAUAUAGUUAGGUAUGCGCAGGAUUCCAUGCCAGAAACUGUUGAUUGGUCAGUUUAAAUAGCUGCCGAUUCCCAUUUUGCCGAUUUUCAUUUUGACCAGACAUCGCUGAACAAUGGUCGGCUGAUGCCCAUUGCCGAUCCUCGGUGGCGGGGCGAGAAGUAGAACAUGUUCCGCCGAAGGACCUGCAUCGGGUCAUUUGACUGAACCUCUCCGCGGUAUCCUCUCACACCUUGGCUAGUGUAGGAAGUUAUGUUGUAGUUGCGAUCUUGCGCGGCAGUACCCGUUCCGAAUUCUGGUGCCAUUCAACUAUGCCUGGUCUGGCAUGUUGAGGUCAUGCAUGAGAAGUCUUUGAAUUAGAUAUGAUCAGACGUACUGGCAGUCUUGCGUUUGGUGACGUGCCUUUUGUUCUGACGGCUCGCGCGGUAAAAUAAAACAAGGUUUCGGUGGGGAUCGCUGG